UUUGUUGUGCUUCCAGAAGAGACUGAGAAGAGCAAGAGGUACGAGUGGAGAGAUAGUGUAGCCCUGCACUUGUGCUGUUUUCGUUUUCUUUUCCGUUUCAGAUAAUGAUAUUAAGCGAGUGGGUUGAAAGUGGUUGUUGCGAAUAUCGAGUACUUGAAGUAGAGAAGGCAAUCGUUUUAUAGAUUGUAAGGCUAACUGGACAGUAUUUUACUAGUUAGUGUGGACUUUUUUGUUCUCCGUUGUCGUGAGAUGUUAUAAAUUGCAUCUCAUCUGCGGGAAUAGUGAGGAAAGAGAGUAGUGUUUUACUGGCACUAGGUUCCAGUUUUCGAAUUCAGCCAGCAACAACACUGGCCACUAAAGACAGAGCGUGUAUUGGCAUGAGGCCAGACUUACAGCAGUCAAUAAGGCAUACUUCUUCGGAUCACUUUUCAGAAGAGAAGAAUCAACUCAUUUAGUAGAAGGUCGUUGAACGCCGUAUUGAAGCGGCUGGAUUAUCCUACAGAUUGCUUGUGCAUCAUCUCUACGACGGAGACGAACGAGCCUGUGAAGCGGACGCUAGUGGUGCUGGCAGGCCUCGUUUCUUUGCUGUCGCACGUGGGAAAGUUCCUUGAGAGUGGUACCAGAAAAAAGGAAGAGAUGGCUCCGACGCGUAUGAGCCCACCGCAAACCAUGCCGUCGAAGGACGAACUGGCUGUGCUGGAGGCUUCGCAGAAGGAGGCCAAUAAUGGCACCAGAGGCACAAGCACACGUUCAGCAAAGGGAUUGGUUGUUGUUAUGGUUGGAAUGCCAGCAAGGUCCAAGUCAGCUACAGCACAUAAGCUAGAUCGCUACCUGCGAUGGACUGGUGAAAUGUCAAAAGUUUUUACAGUUAGCAAUUACCGACGUAAGCUGGUGGAGCGGUAUGACAACCACAAUCUGUUUCGAGCAGAUAAUAAAGAAGCAAUGGAGAUCCGGGCUAAGAGUGCCCAGCUUGCCAUGGAUGAUGCCACCGACUGGCUGAAAGGUGGUGGCAACAUCGUGAUCCUGGAUGGGACACACAUAGCUCAUUAUCAGCGGCAGAAAGUACAUGACCAUUUUGAGAAACGUAUGAGCUAUAGGUGCUUGUUUAUUGAAUGUAUUUGUGAUGACAAUGGCAUUCUUUCAAGGAAUGUCAAUGAAACAUUACAGAAUAGCCCAGAUUAUAAAGAUAUGAAUUCUGAAAAGGCUAUGGAUGAUUUCAAUCAUAAAAUACAGCAUUAUGUUGAACAGUAUGAACCUUUGAGCUCAAAACAUGAGCCGCAAUACCGUUUCAUCAAGUACAUCAAUGAUGGAGAGUCAAUUGCUACCCACAAGGUCACAGGUCAUCUUGAGGCUAAAGUUCUGAUGUUUCUUUCAAAUUUCAGGCCAGCUCCAAAAACAUUUUACUUUUCAAGGCACGGAGAGAGUGAGAAUAAUGUAUUAGGUCGCAUUGGUGGUGAUGCAGAUUUAUCACCACGAGGUCGAAUAUAUGCCAAAUCUUUGGCACAACAUAUCAAUGCUCUCCAUAUCCCCAACUUGAGGGUGUGGACCAGUGAACUGAAGCGCACAAAGCAAACAGUCGAGGGAAUUGGAGCUCCUGUGGAACACUUUUCAGAGUUGAAUGAAUUGGAUGCUGGUGUUUGUGAAGGUCUCAGUUAUGAAGAGAUGCAAGAGAAGUUCCCUCAGGAAUUUGCAUGGCGUGACCAAGAUAAACUUAGGUACCGUUAUCCCUGGGGUGAAUCGUAUAUCGAUAUAAUGAAUCGUUUGGAGACAAUCUUGCUAGAGCUGGAACACAGUGAGAACAUAUUAGUUGUCAGCCAUCAGGCUGUACUACGAUGUGUACUGGGAUAUUUUCUCAAUAAGCAACCAGAGGACCUUCCAUACAUAAAUGUCCCACUGCACACAGUCAUAAAGUUGACAUCUGAUGGCUACCACUACAAAAUGGAAUGUACAAGGUUGCCUGUAGAAUGUGUUGAUACCUACAGACAACAGCCAAAGAAUUGCUCUCCAGAUCGCACAACGCAAGAUGCUCUCAUUACUGUACCUUCCCAUUAUGAUGCUCUUGACCUGUGGAAACUGAAACAAUCACUUAUUGAGCAGCAUUGAACAGAUCUAGUGUAGCUGACUUUUAAGUUUCACAUGUGAACACAAUGUUUUGUAAACAUAUGCUGAGUGCAGAAAUGAGGUUUAGAUACUGCUUGUUGAAAUAUGCUGUGUGUGACAUCACAUUGGCAGAUUGAAAGUACAACUUAAUUUUAAUGAGAGACCAACAGACACUGUUGAAGUUUUUUUUAUAUAUUCUGAAAUUAAAGUUUUUAGAUCUAUGUUCUAUACCUUUUAUGAAUGUAUUUUGUAUAGAGCAUCAAAGUAGUUUUGGACUAAAAUUGUAGAUUAUCAUUCAGAGUAGGAAAGAGUACUUUGUACCAGGCCAUUUUAUGAAAUUUCUACAUCCUUAUUAUCCCUGUCAUUCCAGUGGUAAAACAAAUUUUGACAUAACUGAAAUUCAAAUUUAAAAUUCAGUAUUUAUGUCAAGCAAUAUAUGCAUGCAGUAGGUUUUUGUCUGUGGUCGAGAUUACUUGCCAAUUUUAUUGUGAAGUUCCUAUUAGAUCAGUGAAUAAAUUGUAUUAUGGAUAAAGAAGAUACUGCUUCCUUGCAUAUGAUCUGUGCUUCUGGGAAUAAGAACCAGCAGAACAGCAAUGUCACUGAACAUAAUAUACUUUUAAGUGAGCUGUAACAGGAUAAUAUCUGUGCCAAUUGUUUGUUGCAAGUUAGCUCCAUUUUUUUAUAUUGCAUUUUGCAUGUUUUCAUGCAAAACUUCUAGAAUUGCAGUAUCCUGUGUUCUGAAGGUUGUUAACACAAUGGUAGCUUUUAUUAAGUACUUAAGAUCUUAUUCGUUUGUUAUAAUAAGAAAGUUUUUAAAGACUACAGGCUUGGCUGCAGUUUGUAUACUGCAUCAGGUGUUGUAUUCAUGCAGUUCAAUGCAAGUUUUAUCAACAAAACCAUUUUUUAUAAAAAAAAUACUCUAGUUAUUGAAUUGUGUUACUCUGUAUUAAUGUGACUAAGGAAAUUUGUCCCCCCAUAGUCAUGUAACAACAAAAGAAGUGCAAGAUCUGACUGAUAAUGUAAGUAAUCCCCAAACGUGCCUCAUUGUGAACUAUGUGGAAAGCGAACCUGAGUGUUGAGUGAAACAGUGAUGCAAAUUUUUGGGGUGUCGUUUGAAUAUAAAAUGUAGUGAAUACAGAGUUACCUGUGGUAUGACUGUUAUAAGAGGGGCAAGCCCACAGGUGCUAUUGUGUUGUUUAUUGUGGUCAAUUAUGUCCGUAGUAUUUAAUUGCCAUUCACAAAUCUUUUUUAUGUGAUUACUGUGAUCUUUUUUAUAUGCAAAUAAUAUUUAAUAAAAAAACUAUUCAAAAUUA
Schistocerca serialis cubense is the source of this 3413-nucleotide messenger RNA. Its product is annotated as 6-phosphofructo-2-kinase/fructose-2,6-bisphosphatase-like. Gene Ontology annotation, cellular component: cytosol. Lineage: Eukaryota; Metazoa; Arthropoda; Insecta; Orthoptera; Acrididae. Gene Ontology annotation, biological process: fructose 2,6-bisphosphate metabolic process; fructose metabolic process. Bases 637 to 2103 code for a protein of 488 amino acids. The transcript is spliced from 10 exons. The record is from RefSeq and is a predicted model, not a curated record. Gene Ontology annotation, molecular function: fructose-2,6-bisphosphate 2-phosphatase activity; ATP binding; 6-phosphofructo-2-kinase activity.